CUGACAGUGCAGUGUUCAAACAUGUCCUGAAGCGCCAGGACUAGUUUACAGUCUGGCGGCGCAUGGAUUGCAGUGAUUAACUUGUCAUCAGUCUGGCGGAGUAAUCUACAGUUGUUAACCUCCUGACAGCAAGUGUCGACAGCUUAGCUGACUGGAAAUUCAGGACUGCAACAACAGUUUGAUAGCUUGGCGUUCAUUAUUCCUUAUCAUUUCAACCACCAGAAGAACGAGCAAGCAAAGGAGUACCACCGAGACCAUGGAGCGAAAAAGUUUACCAGUGAAGCGCAUUCUCAACAAGACCCAGAUUUUUCGCAGCGACCUUCGCACUGAUGUGAACGCCAGUCACUCCAGAGCUGGUCGUUCCCUCCAGAACAAAGUGCAGCGGAGCAGGCACAAGCAUCUCUACGACCUUAACCAUCAGAUCAGAGUGAGACGUUUCUUCGUUGUAGACGUGAAAAAAAAAAAACAAGACUCCAUGUUGUCUCUCCUGCAGACCAAGCCUGAUUUAAACACAACACUACCAGUUCGACAAACAGCUUCCAUCUUCAAACAGCCAGUGACCAAGAUAACAAAUCACCCCAACAACAAAGUGAAGACUGACCCUCAAAAAGCUGUGGAUCAACCGAAACAACUGUUUUGGGAGAGGAAGUUGAGCGGGUUAAAUGCAUUCGAUAUCGCAGAAGAGCUGGUGAAAACUAUGGAUCUUCCAAAAGGCUUGCAGGGUGUUGGUCCUGUGUGUUCAGACAAAACGUUGCUCUCUGCCAUCGCCAGCGCCCUGCACACCAGCCCCGCACCUAUCACCGGCCAACUCACUGCUGCAGUGGAGAAAAACCCUGGCGUCUGGCUGAACACGGCACAGCCUCUCUGCAAAGCCUUUGUAGUGACUGAUGAUGACAUCAGGAAACAGGAGGAUCUGGUGCAGAAUGUGAGACGACGACUAGAGGAGGCCCUGAUGGCCGAUUCGUUGGCUCACGUAGAGGACGCCGCUGCAGAGGCAGAAGUCGACCAACUAGAGAAGAAGGUUGAGCCGCUGAUGAAGGAGGAGUCAUAACUGAGGUUCGUUGGAGAUGAAGAGUGCUGGUAAACUCAGAUAUUUAAAUGAAAGCUUUCAUGUUGAUUUUGUAUACACUGAAAAAGUCUUUCAAUUGAGACAUGCAGAUUUUUCUAACCUAAAACAAAGACUGUAGUCUUUAUCGUUGUAAAUUUUUACACCUUGUAGUGUAAUCCUUAAAGGGUGCUUUUAAGUUUCAGUUUGUUUGUUUUUUACCUCUACUAAUGUAAGGCAGCUGUGGAAGGUGCUCAGUACAAUGCAGUGUUACAUUUAGUUACCAGUUGUUCAAGCUUUUUCCUGAAGGUGCACACCUCAUAUAUGUGAAUGUUUGAUGUUUCUAUUGGUUUUCUGAAGUAUGUGAGUUUAACCGUUCUCCCACUUUAUGCUUCUUUAUAUUUACUGAUACUGUAAGAAAGUGUAUCACACUGUGUGUUUGGCUGAAAAGAAAAACUGCAGUAUUUUUUAUUAAAAACACAGCUCGUACGUGGCCGUGAAGAAGCAAACAUCUUAGUUUUUUCUGAUAAAAUUAGAACUUUUUGUUAAAACUUUUAAGGUUUCAAAGCUUAAAACAUAAUUUGUGUUAAAGUAAUUUGCUGUGUUAAUUAACCAACUACAUUAAAAUUAAAGAUCUGGAUUGUAAGACAUGAACAAAAGCUGUACAAACCAAUGUACUGUAUUUCAUUACAGAUUUCUGUCUGUGUACCACUGUUACUGUAAAAAUAAAUGCAGUUUUAUAUACUGAAUUAUGUUAA
This is a messenger RNA of Austrofundulus limnaeus, 1803 nucleotides long. RefSeq names its product methyl-CpG binding domain protein 3a (gene mbd3a). Gene Ontology annotation, cellular component: nucleus. Gene Ontology annotation, molecular function: methyl-CpG binding. Gene Ontology annotation, biological process: negative regulation of transcription by RNA polymerase II; DNA methylation-dependent constitutive heterochromatin formation. The record is from RefSeq and is a predicted model, not a curated record. The coding region runs from base 257 to 1051 and encodes 264 amino acids. Lineage: Eukaryota; Metazoa; Chordata; Actinopteri; Cyprinodontiformes; Rivulidae. The transcript has 7 exons.